This is a messenger RNA of Rangifer tarandus platyrhynchus (Svalbard reindeer), 345 nucleotides long. The record is from the annotation of a GenBank genome assembly. Lineage: Eukaryota; Metazoa; Chordata; Mammalia; Artiodactyla; Cervidae.
AUGGCAGAGACUAAAGAGGAGGAAGUGAGCAAUGGCUGCUGGCUCGAGAAGCUGAAGCCCUGGAUAGCUGACUUCCCAUUAAAAUGGGCGCCAUCCUGCCUGUCUCCUCACCAUCCUCCCAUUCCGUCACCCCAUGACCUGUCCCCCUUCCCACCCCCAACACGCCACACAGCACUCUCCACAGGCUGGCUGGUUGGCUCCUGGGGAGCUGUGUUGAAGUGGGAGUUGUGCCGGCUGCAUCUUUUUGUGUGGAACGGUUGGGUCCAUCCAGACCUCAAGUCCAUUCCCACAGCUCUAAGUGAAGCUGGGAUGAAGUGCUGGUCAAUUGGGACUUCAGAAACCUAA